AUGUCUGAGCUCAGGAGGAGUGUGCAGGAGGCAGAGGUACCCAGCAUCAACAAAGCAGAAGCUGCUACGACAAAGGAGCUGGAAGCAGUGUUGGAAGCUCUUGUCGAACCCCUUAAUGUGACGCACACAGCAUCACAGGAGGAGGUGCGGUUGAACCUGGACAAGUGGAAGGAGUCAAUCCAGAAAGAACUCUCGUCACUCUUGGGUCCAGGAGUUCUUGUGAGCCACAAAGGGCAAGAAGCAAGGGAUCGACUGAGCGAUCCAUCCACAACGGUCAUCCCGUUGAAGGGUGUCUUUACAGCAAAGCCCCCCUCGAGUCCAGCAGAGGGCCUCUACCGCAGGAAAUGCCGACUUGUCGGCUGUGGGAAUCAGGCGACCCACGUCGACGCUGACUCCCUUUACGCAGCCGGUGCUCCGGCAGAAGUGGUCAGAACGGUGCUGACCCAGGGAUGCCGUCAUCAGUGGUCGGCAUUCACAACCGACAUUAAGUCGGCGUUCACUCAGACGCCGAUCCCACCACAUGCAGCACGGCGCUACCUUCUCCGCCCACCACGUUGGAUGGUGGAACUGGGAUUGGCGGAGCCCGGCGAAUACUACUCACUGGGAAAGGUCCUGUAUGGAUUCAAGGAAGCCCCGGCGUGGUGGAGCGAACACAGGGACGCAAAGCUUCUUACGGCACGGUUCCUGGGUUGCCACCUGGAGCAGGGACAGUCGGAUACGUCCAUUUGGAGGAUCAUGCGCGGUCAGCAGUUGGCUGGCUAUCUUGUCACUUAUGUGGACGACUUCUUGAUUGUGAGCGACAGAGCUACUGCCAAUGGCUUGCACCAGUGGCUGCUCGAUGGAGCAGGUUGGCAAACGGAUGGCCUUAGUGAGGCCAAGCCUGGAUCACCAAUAAGGUUCCUGGGAAUGCAGCUUUGUGGGUAUGAGGAUGGACACUUCAGUCUAGACCAAGAGGCUUAUGUAGAUGAGCUUGUGAGGUCGUAUGCGCUGCCCGAGACUUCGAGGUCAAAGGUCGUUUGCCCCAAGGAGCUGUUGUUCAACGAGGGCGGUUCAGAGGACAAAGAACAGGACGAAAAAGUCGUUCGUGCGGCGCAGAAAAUCGCCGGUGAGUGCUUAUGGCUCUCGCAGCGCACGAGAGCUGACAUCGCCUAUACAACUGGAGUCCUAUGCUCUAUGGUGUCCAAGGAUCCACAUGGUGCGUUGGCAGUAGGGCGCAGGGUGCUUUCGUACCUAGCUCACACAAAGGGAUACAAGUUGCACUUGAUACCUGAUCCAGAAGCCCCACCAGUGCGAGUCUUUACAGACGCUUCUUUCUCCCCGCAGGGAGAGCACUCCUAUGGAGGACACAUCGUAGAGGUUUAUGGGGUGCCGGUGCUCUGGAGAGCAUCAAAACAAGCCCUGAUCUCUCUCAGCUCAGCCGAGUCUGAGCUGAUUCAGGCGGUGGAGGGAGCAACCUACGCAGAGGCCUUGAUGACGGUGUUGUGUGACCUCCGCAUCCCGUGCUCCGGUGCCGAGCUCAAUUUGGACAAUACCGCUUCCAUUUCCUUCAUCGAAGGGUCUGGGAAUCAGAGGACAAGGCACUUGAAGGACGAGAUAGGGACGAAUGCGGAGGAACCUGCCACCACAGGGGUGCCAACGGUGAGAAGAGUCACGGCGCAGACAUCUCCAUGCCUGACCGGCCUACUACUACUGCUCCAGUCCUGUGCGUGCCUUGGGGGCACGGAGGAGGAUGAUCAAGGGCCCGGGGUCGCGAUCGAGUGGCCAUGGGAGCUGGCGGUAGUCACGAUCAUGAUCGUGUUAUCCACCUUGUUCGUGUGGGAAGCUUCCGGGGCUCCCUGCAGGAGGCGUGCGCCAACUGAUGUGGCGCAAAUCCGUGCAGUGAAUGGUGAUCCUAGGACCAGACGAUCGAGGAAGCUACAGGAGAAGGUGAAGGAAGCCAUCGAUAGUGUGGUUAGCAGCCCAACCGAGGAUGAAGGAGGCUGCCGAGAUCGCGGAAGGAAUAAGUGCCCGAUUGGCUCGGCUGGCAGUGCCAGCUCAAGCACAGGCAGUCAAGGACCAACUGUGGUCUAUGGAGGAAUCAACAUGCUCGUGCACGGUUUCAUAGCACCGAGCUCAGCAGUGGACCUUGACCUCCGAAGCAGAGCGAGUUGCUGUGUUGCUUCAGCCAUGUUCGGGCGUCCUGUGUUCAAAACGGCGGAGGAGAUUCGAUCCGAAAAGCUCAAGCUUGAGCGGUGGCUCCGUGAACAGUACCAAGCAUAUCAGAAACAUGUUGAAGAACUUGACAGGGAAAAAGCGAGAUGGAGAGCUGACAGACCGAACGACAUCGUCUCUGGUGAGUCAGAUCCCGACGAGCCGCUGCCGGGGCUGUGGCCGGCUUGGGACUAUGAAGCCGACGGCCAUGAAGCCGACGGCGAGUAA
This is a messenger RNA of Symbiodinium sp. CCMP2592, 2418 nucleotides long. NCBI's taxonomy places the organism in Eukaryota, Dinophyceae, Suessiales, Symbiodiniaceae. The record is from the annotation of a GenBank genome assembly.